CCGCGUUUGAUCAGUCUUCAGUCUGCAACGGCGGCCUUCGGCCAGCAACACUUUCAAACUUGCAAGCUUUCUUCGCAAAUUCUCGUUGAGAUGGCGGAUAUCAUGCUGUCAGCUGUUCGUCUACCCACGCCUGAGCCGGCUCUCGAUCCUGCGCCUCAAGAACAACCCCGUGGUGUUAAGAGACAUCUCUCACCAUCCUCCCGCUCACCAACGCCCAAACGCCACCGCUCACCUCCACGCAAGAGAUACUCGUACUCGCGUUCUCCUUCACCCGAUCGACGUUUCAAAGAUGCUCCCGCAGGUCCACUCCCACGCGACGUCGAUCGUUCGCGUGCCUUCGAACGGCAGCGCCAGCUCGAGAUGCGGCAAAGACAGCAAAAAGAUGAGACAUCUGUGCCUCUCACCGAUGAGCAGAAGCAAGAAGCGGCCAAGGCAGAGUACCAGCGCCUACUCAACGCGCGGUCUGGGGGUGUAUACGUGCCCCCGGCCAAGCUACGCCAGCUUCAAGCUCAGAUCACGGAUAAGACGAGCAAGGAAUACCAGCGUAUGGCAUGGGAGGCAUUGAAGAAGAGCAUAAAUGGUCUGGUCAACAAGGUCAACGUCAGCAAUAUCAAGCAUAUCGUGCCGGAGCUCUUCGGCGAGAACAUGAUCCGAGGACGAGGGCUGUUCGCGAGGAGUCUGAUGAAGGCACAGGCGGCGAGUUUGCCAUUCACACCAAUAUAUGCUGCUACGGUCGCUAUCGUCAACACCAAAUUACCGCAAGUUGGAGAGCUGCUGGUCAAUAGACUUGUUGUGCAAUUCCGAAAGGCUUUCAAGCGGAACGAUAAGGCCGUCUGUCUGUCGAGUACAACCUUCAUUGCGCAUCUUGUCAAUCAGCAAGUGGUACACGAGAUUCUUGCGGCGCAGAUCCUGCUCUUGUUGCUCAACAAGCCCACCGACGACAGUGUGGAGAUUGCAGUUGGGUUGACUAGGGAGGUUGGUCAGCACUUGGAGGAGAUGAACCAGCAAAUCGCGUUGGCUGUGUUUGACCAAUUCAGGACUAUUCUGCACGAAGCAGAUAUCGAUAAGAGAGUCCAAUAUAUGAUAGAAGUGCUGUUCCAGGUCAGGAAAGAUAAAUACAAGGACAACCCGGCUAUCAAAGAAGAGUUGGACUUGGUCGAGGAGGAGGACCAGAUCACACACCGGACUAUGUUGGAUGACGAAGAUAUCGAAGUCCAGGAUAGUCUUAAUAUCUUCAAAUUUGAUUCAGAAUGGCAAGAGCACGAGGAUGCAUACAAAACGCUCAAAGCGGAGAUUCUUGGAGAGGCUGAUGGAAGCGACGCUGAAGAUGACGAUGAAUACGAGACGGAUAGCUCUGAUGAUGAGGAAGCCCAGAAAGAGAAGGAGCUCGAGGUAAAGGACCAGACGAACACAGACCUCGUCAACCUGCGUCGGCAGAUCUACCUUACCAUCAAAUCCAGUGGGGGCUUUGAAGAGUGUUGUCAUAAGCUCAUGCGUAUCAACCUUCCUGUUGGACAAGAAGAAGAACUCCCGUCCAUGGUGAUUGAGUGUGCGUCUCAAGAACGAACAUACGAUAAAUUCUACGGAAACAUCGGCGAGCGUUUUUGCAAGCUCAAUCGUCUGUGGAAAGAACUUUUCGAAAGCAUGUUCGCCAAGUACUACGAGACGAUUCAUCGGUACGAAACAAACCGCCUACGUAUUAUCGCACAAUUCUUCGGCUACCUUAUUUCGACUGAUGCCAUCGACUGGCACGUCUUGUCACUCAUCCAUCUGAACGAGGAAGAAACAACUUCGAGUUCACGUAUCUUCAUCAAGAUCCUAUUCGAGGAUCUUUCACAGGCACUCGGGAUGCCAAAGUUGGCCACCAAGUUGACAAAGGACGAAGUGCUCACUCCUUCGCUCGGUGGACUCUUUCCCAAAGAUCCGACGAAUCAAAAGGACACCCGAUUCGCCAUCAACUUCUUCACGGCCGUGGGAAUGGGGGCUCUGACAGAGGAUAUGCGCGAGUGGCUAAAGAACGUACCGAAACCUGCCCCUCCCCCUCUACCUGCCCCAGGCUCGCCGUCGGACUCGGAGAGCAUCUCCAGCUAUUCCAGCUAUUCCAGUUACUCAUCCCGCUCCCGUUCUCGCUCUCGUUCUCGCGCUCGUUCAUAUUCGCGCUCUCGCUCUCCAACUCGCGAUCGCUCACUGUCCCGUUCGCGUUCACUCUCACGUACUCCCGGCCACCGCGGCAGACGCCGCAGCUACUCAUACUCCCGCUCGCCAUCGCACACGCCAUCUCGCUCCAGAUCUCGCUCCAGAUCUCCGUUACCUAGACGUUCCAGACGCCGCAGUUACUCUGAAUCGCGCUCGCCAUCUCGUUCACGGUCGCCAAUUCGACGAAGAAGAAGUCCGUCAUACUCUGUGUCUAGGUCUAGAUCUCGAACGCCGCCACGAAGGAACGCGAGGAGUCCGCCAGGUAGGGGAAGGACGCUUUCGAGGUCGACAUCAAGGUCCGUGAGUCCACCCCGGAGAAAUGGGACGAGUCAGUCUGCGAGACGCAACUCACGUCAUUCGAGGAGUCCACCACCAAGAAGGAGAGGGGACUAAAUCAGGAAAGGGGAUAGGGAUGGUGUGGAGCGUUGCUGUGGGAGAGGUGAGGAGCCGGUUCGGGACAGGUUCAAUUGUAUAUUCAUUGUCGGGAGCUAUCUGUAUAAGUUAUUGGCAUGGGUGAUAAUUGAAAUGUGCAGAAGAGUGCGCGUAGGAUGGCCAUCGGGAUAUCUCUACAUUAGACAGCAAGUUGCAUAUCAUAUGCCGCCUACAGUCGGCUCACCCAGGAUUGGCUUUGUGCGCAUGGACCGAACAUUGGGAAUCAGACUAGCAGCCCGUUGGCCCACCCCUGCAUUAUCUUUUCUCCUCUGGACGUGCUAACAGUUGGACUGAUUAAUUCUGAAUUGCUCAUAUGACCGACUUUACGCUCUCUAGCAUUAGUGUUAGGAAAGUCUGAUAUGUGUGUGCCGGUAUUCGUGCCUGCUAUCCGCUCACAAAGAAAAGAAUUCUAUGAAUACAUAAUUCUACUUUCAGCUCACAAUACACGGUAGAGUGGGUCU
Messenger RNA from Pseudovirgaria hyperparasitica, 3089 nucleotides. RefSeq names its product MIF4G-domain-containing protein. Gene Ontology annotation, molecular function: RNA binding; protein binding. Lineage: Eukaryota; Fungi; Ascomycota; Dothideomycetes; Acrospermales; Acrospermaceae. The record is from RefSeq and is a predicted model, not a curated record. Gene Ontology annotation, biological process: mRNA splicing, via spliceosome. The coding region runs from base 91 to 2589 and encodes 832 amino acids. The transcript has a single exon. Gene Ontology annotation, cellular component: catalytic step 2 spliceosome.